GGACGAUGUCUGGAGAACUGCCACCAAACAUUAACAUCAAGGAGCCUCGAUGGGAUCAAAGCACUUUUGUUGGACGGGCCAAUCACUUCUUCACUGUAACUGAUCCUAGAAAUAUUCUGUUAACAAACGAACAGCUAGAGAAUGCAAGAAAAAUAGUACAUGACUACAGACAAGGAAUUUUUCCUCCAGGUCUUACAGAAAAUGAAUUAUGGAGAGCAAAGUACAUCUACGACUCAGCUUUCCAUCCUGACACUGGUGAAAAGAUGAUUUUGAUAGGAAGAAUGUCCGCUCAGGUUCCCAUGAAUAUGACCAUCACAGGUUGUAUGAUGACAUUUUAUAGGACUACGCCGGCCGUGCUGUUCUGGCAGUGGAUUAACCAGUCCUUCAAUGCUGUCGUCAAUUACACCAACAGAAGUGGAGACGCUCCCCUCACUGUAAAUGAAUUGGGAACAGCUUACGUUUCUGCAACAACGGGUGCUGUAGCAACAGCUCUAGGACUUAAUGCAUUGACCAAGCAUGUCUCACCACUGAUAGGACGUUUUGUUCCCUUUGCUGCUGUAGCUGCUGCUAAUUGCAUUAACAUUCCAUUAAUGAGGCAAAGGGAACUCAAAGUUGGCAUUCCUGUCACAGAUGAAAAUGGGAACCGCUUGGGUGAAUCGGCCAACGCUGCAAAACAAGCCAUCACCCAGGUGGUCGUCUCCAGGAUUCUCAUGGCAGCCCCUGGCAUGGCCAUCCCUCCAUUUAUCAUGAACACUUUGGAAAAGAAAGCCUUUUUGAAGAGGUUUCCAUGGAUGAGCGCGCCUAUUCAAGUUGGAUUAGUUGGCUUCUGUUUGGUGUUUGCUACGCCCCUGUGUUGUGCUCUCUUUCCUCAGAAAAGCUCCAUGUCUGUGACAAGCUUGGAGGCUGAGUUGCAAGCCAAGAUCCGAGAGACCCAUCCUGAAUUACAGCGUGCAUACUUUAAUAAGGGAUUGUAAAGAAGGGAAAAAAAACCUCUAUAGAUAAUCCUGCCAACUGCAAACCUGGUGUAGCCAUGCUGGUGAGGAAAAUCAUGAUGUUCUACCUGGGUCCUCCCAGUUACAAAAAUCUUUUAAAGAUCCACAUUAGCCUUUUAGAAUAAAGCUGCUACUUAUAGUGCAGCACCUGGUAUGGGCCAGGUGCCUGAAACCUGUUGGCUCCCUUACAUUUGAAUCAUGUUAUGAUUUAUAGGAAUAACCCUUCCUGUAGCUUUUAUAGUCAUUGUUUUUCAAGGACAAUAUCCCAGCUUUCACCCAGGGUUUUAAAAAGUACUGCUAGGCAUAUGGUAGGUGCUUAGUAUAUGUUCAGAAAAUAAUUAUUGAUUAUCAAUCAAUGAAAAUGUAAUCUGUUUAAAAUAUUGAAUUUUCAUUCAAUGAAAUGUUUCAAAUCACUCGUUUAAAAUUGAAGAGGUCUCAGCAGUGAAUUGGGAAAAUACAAAAGUUCUGAGGCUAAACUGUGAAAACUUACUUUUAAAUAUAUUAAGGGCAGUUUGCUUUUGUUUGGGCAGUGGGCAGACCCAACGUAGAUGAUGAAGUUUUUGGAUUUGUAAGGCAAAAGGUCCUUCAUACACCCUCUGAAAGCUACAGUCAUAGGCCCAUGCAACACACCUUCUCUGCUGUCAACAAUUACAUGCAUUCAUAUUGUUGGUGGAUUUUCAUGGUUGACUUUAAAAUUUAUUUUUUUACAUUCUUAUGAAGAUGUUAAUCUUACCUUGCAGUUAUUGACUUUAUAUUCAGUCAUUUACAUCGAAUAAUCAAAUAAUUGAAAAGUACAAAUGUCAAAUCUUGGAAGUAUAUUCAAUACCAAUGUUGUAAGACUGGGUUGAAUUUGGUUAGUCAGAUUUUUCAAGAAGUGAAACCACAUUUCCAGCUACCUACAUGUAUUUUCUUGUAAAUCAUCCAUAUAGAUCUCUUUGGCUUUCAGAAAGAUACAGAAAUAAUACAUGUAUGAAUCAGUUACAGUGAAUUUUACUUGAAUGUCAUAUAUUACAUUCCACCCUGUUUGAAAAUAAUGAACCACUGUUUACAUCAUUUGUAGUAAUUUCACAUAUAAUACAUUUAAUAUAAUGGAGAUUAUGUUUCAAGUCUAUAAACGUCCAACAUCAUGCACAAGGCAGUUGUUUCAUUGAGUGUAGGUCAUUAUAAUUGAGACAUUUGUAAGUGAAAGAAAUAUAGAUACUAUUCAGUUUGGAGAUUUUUUUUUCCUGACAAUUUGACCGGACUGAGUUUUCUCAUAAAGAAAAAAUGACGUGCCUUGUGUCUGUGUUUGUCUUUUCUCUGAAAGGAUUAAUAGAUCUGAAGCUUUGGGCCAUGAGCCUUCCUCGAUGUCACUGGCAUCUUCUCAUUUAGAUUUUCUGCCUUAAACCAUUUGAAGCAAAAAUGGCUUCCCCAUGACAUUCUGGCCUUGGAUGUAUUUUGUUGCUGUCAGUGCUUCCCUUUGAAAAGUGGUGAAAACCUGAAAUUCAGGGCAGAUCUCGAUGAAGUGCUUAAAGGGCACUUUUAGUAAGAAGCUAGAAUACUUGAGACCUAUCUGGCUUGCCCCAGCUAAUCUCAGAGUCCUAACCCCCAGUUAAUUUGUAGCUCCAUUUCAGAAUGUGACCCAUCAGUGAGAAGGUAAUGACUGGCUAGAAGAUUGACAAACUAACCAAAAUUUUACACACUCCAGGAAGUUAUGACCAAAGCAUAGUUAUAAAAGGGAUAAUGAACAUGGAGAUAUGUCUUUUUAAACAUUGUUUAUUGAAGCUUCAGACUCUUAAUGCUUUUAUAUAGAAAUAUUUACUGUAUAAUUUAACCAUAAUUUAUAAAGAAGAACAAAUGAACCAAGAUUGGUUAUCCUUGCUAAUCUUUUAGAAAUACCUUUUCUGGAGGGGAAAAAAAAUCCACAUGAAGUGCAAUAAGCUUGUAAAGGUAAAUAGUUAUUAAUAUUUGUAUUGACAUGAUACGAUGAGUUAUGAUUGUAUUUACUGACUGGCAGUUUUUAUUUCAGUAUUAGCACAGCGUCUUGCCAGUGUUGGAGUCAAAUGUAUUAUUUCUGUUCAAUUGGAUGAAAUGUUAAAUAAACUCAGAAUGAAAAUAAA
Galeopterus variegatus (Sunda flying lemur) is the source of this 3091-nucleotide messenger RNA. RefSeq names its product sideroflexin 1 (gene SFXN1). Gene Ontology annotation, molecular function: monoatomic ion transmembrane transporter activity. The transcript is spliced from 11 exons. Gene Ontology annotation, biological process: monoatomic ion transport; serine import into mitochondrion. The record is from RefSeq and is a predicted model, not a curated record. Gene Ontology annotation, cellular component: mitochondrial inner membrane. Lineage: Eukaryota; Metazoa; Chordata; Mammalia; Dermoptera; Cynocephalidae. Bases 6 to 974 code for a protein of 322 amino acids.